AUGGAGACCAGCUGGAUCCUCCUCGCGGGCGCCCUCCUGCUCUCGCUCCUCGUCCUCCGCCGGCGCCACGCCAAGAACCGCCGCCUGCCGCCGGGUCCCCUGGCCGUGCCGCUGUUCGGCAACCUGCUGUGGCUGAGGAACUCCGCGGCCGACGUGGAGCCCCUGCUGCUGAAGCUCUUCAAUCGGUAUGGCCCGGUCGUGACGCUCCGGAUGGGCACCCGGCUCGCCAUCUUCGUGGCCGACCGCCGCCUCGCGCACGCCGCGCUCGUGGGCGCCGGCGCCGUCACGAUGGCGAACCGGCCGCAGGCCGCCACGAGCUCGCUCCUGGGCGUCAGCGACAACAUCAUCACCCGCGCCGACUACGGGCCCGUGUGGCGCCUCCUGCGCCGCAACCUGGUCGCCGAGACGCUGCACCCGUCGCGCGUCAGGCAGUUCGCGCCCGCGCGCGCCUGGGUGCGCGGCGUCCUCAUGGACAAGCUGCGGGCGGGAAGUGGUGCCGGGGACGACGAGCCGGGCGACGUCAUGGAGGCGUUCCGGUACACCAUGUUCUGCCUCCUCGUGCUCAUGUGCUUCGGCGAGCGGCUGGACGAGCCCGCGGUGCGCGCCAUCGAGGACGCCGAGCGCACGUGGCUGCUCUACAUCUCCCAUCAGAUGAGCGUCUUCUUCUUCUUCCCGUCCGUCACCAGGCACGUCUUCCGCGGCCGCCUGCAGACCGCGCGCGCCUUGCGCCGGCGCCAGGCGGAGCUCUUCGUGCCGCUCAUCAACGCUCGCCGCGAGUACAAGCGGCAGGCCAUGGCCGGCCAGGCGCCGGCGAGGGAGACCACGUUCCAGCACUCGUACGUGGACACCCUGCUCGACAUCACGCUCCCCGCAGAGUUGGGCCACCGCGCGCUCACCGACGACGAGAUCGUCGCGCUCUGCUCCGAGUUCCUCACCGCCGGCACCGACACCACCUCCACGGGCCUGCAGUGGAUCAUGGCCGAGCUUGUGAAGAACCCGGCCGUCCAAGACCGGCUCCACGCGGAGAUCAAGGCCACGUGCGGCGACGACGCCGAGGCGGUCUCGGAGGAGGCCGUGCACGGGAUGCCGUACCUUAAGGCGGUGAUCCUGGAGGGCCUGCGCAAGCACCCGCCGGGCCACUUCGUGCUUCCGCACAAGGCCGCCGAGGACAUGGACGUCGGCGGGUACCUGAUUCCCAAGGGCGCGACGGUGAACUUCAUGGUGGCCGAGAUGGGCCGGGACGAGCAGGAGUGGGAGAGGCCGAUGGAGUUCGUCCCGGAGCGGUUCCUGGAGGGCGGCGACGGCGUGGGCGUGGACAUGACGGGCACCAAGGGGAUCAGGAUGAUGCCGUUCGGCGUGGGGCGGAGGAUCUGCGCCGGGCUGUCCAUCGCCAUGCUGCACCUCGAGUUCUUCGUGGCCAACAUGGUGAGAGAGUUCGAGUGGAGAGAGGCUCCCGGCCACGAGGUGGAGUUCGGGGAGAAGAGCGAGUUCACCACCGUCAUGAAGAAGCCGCUGCGCCCGCGCCUCGUGCCAAGGAGGAGUUGA
Messenger RNA from Miscanthus lutarioriparius, 1545 nucleotides. The record is from the annotation of a GenBank genome assembly. NCBI's taxonomy places the organism in Eukaryota, Viridiplantae, Streptophyta, Magnoliopsida, Poales, Poaceae.